This is a messenger RNA of Podarcis muralis (Common wall lizard), 1703 nucleotides long. RefSeq names its product midkine (gene MDK). Gene Ontology annotation, molecular function: growth factor activity. The record is from RefSeq and is a predicted model, not a curated record. Lineage: Eukaryota; Metazoa; Chordata; Lepidosauria; Squamata; Lacertidae.
GGGCCGCCGCCGCCGCCGUGCCGCGCAAGGUUGUGCCCACAUGUGACCAGCUUAAACUAGUUCUGAAGACACAAAGGGAAAGGCAAGGCGAGAUAAGGAGCCAGAUAGCGGGGCGGGCGGUGGAGCAGGGCCAGGCGAGCGGCACGGCAAGCAGGAGGAGCAGCCUUCGUCACGACAGAGCGACCCAGGCGCCGGCAACGAGACCCGCAGCAUCCAUCCAGAAUGCAGGUCCGUGGACUCUAUUUGCUUUUGGUUCUGAUUCUUCUGGCUGCAUCUUCUGAGGCUGGCAAGAAUAAGAAAGAAAAGGUGAAGAAAAAUGGCUCGGAUUGCGAGGAAUGGCGCUGGGGUCCCUGCGUUCCCAACAGCAAAGACUGUGGUGUUGGCUUCCGCGAGGGAACUUGUAACGAAGAGACCAAGAAACUCAAGUGCAAGAUCCCCUGCAACUGGAAGAAGGAAUUUGGAGCUGAUUGCAAGUAUAAGUUUGAGAGCUGGGGUGGUUGUGACUCGGCAACAGGUCUGAAGUCCCGUUCGGGCACUCUGAAGAAGGCCCUCUACAAUGCCGAGUGCCAGGAAACUAUACAAGUGACCAAGCCCUGCUCUCCUAAGGCCAAGUCAAAAUCCAAAGCAGCCAGAAAAGGAAAGGGGAAGGACUAGAACGAUGGAUGCAGCCCCACUGUCUUCAGGGCAUGGUGCCUGAACCCUCUUGGACACACACCACUUGGAGCUCCAGCGUGGUCCCUCCCAGCUUGGCAGCCCUUUUGCCACAUCCCACCCCUCUUCUGCCUCCACAACCUUGCCCUUCACUGACAUACCGUUUCUAAUCACUAGUUUCCUAGGGAGCAAGCCCACCCUGUCGUGAAGAAAGCGCCCUUUUGCCUUCCCUGUAACAUCUCCUUUCUACCAUGCUUCCCCUCCUGCCGAUCUGUGCAUCUCAGUGCUCUUUGCUCUGGUUUGUUUCCCCGGAAUUCCGCACUGUGUUUUGAGAUGGGGCUGGGCUCUGGUAAGUUGUGGAUAGAGUUCUUCACCUUUGGGCUCCUUGGCUGAAGCCAUAUGGCCCUUUGGCGCAUCUCUCUCUCUCUCUCUUGCAAGCUUGGCAGCGAGGCCUGUGGUUUCCUCGUCCCCCAUGCAACUUCCCAUAGGCAAAACUCCAAAUUAAGCUAGCCAAGGAAACUGAUUUGGAGAGUGUAAUGGAGGGGAGGGGAAAGGGGGGAGUUAAUGAGAAGGGGGGAGCCCCAUGCCUGCCUUACAUUCCUCAUAAGGUGACUGUGUGCAGUAGGACUUACUUUGGUGUCGCUUUGAGCCCCUCAGACUUACAAGGGGCUAAAUCAGUGCCUGCUGCCCAGGUGCUGUGUGUGAAUGUCUGUUUCUGCCUCCCCCCUCCAGUAUAUAUAAAUAUAUAUAUCCAGUACAGGCUUGUUCAUAAGCAGACCAUCUGGAAGGUGUGUGUUUUCCAUGAGCUGUGUUUGACCUUUUGUCAACAAACCACCUUUUGCCUUUCCUUCACCACCCAAGAAUCUCCCUAGAGUUAUGAGCAUUGUCUUAUCUUUUUCAGUCACAAUGUCCUCAUUCCUUCUGUCCCUUCUUGUCUCUGUAUUUGCUGGGACACUGUGGCCUUGUCCUCCUUUUACUGGUGCUGGGUAAGCCCUCUUUGCUUUUUACAAUGCCCCCUCUUUUCCAAUAAAAGUCUUUUUACAAAAAAAAAG